Messenger RNA from Eublepharis macularius, 4012 nucleotides. It is a transcript of the gene ALDH16A1, whose product is annotated as aldehyde dehydrogenase 16 family member A1. NCBI's taxonomy places the organism in Eukaryota, Metazoa, Chordata, Lepidosauria, Squamata, Eublepharidae. The transcript has 18 exons. The coding region runs from base 259 to 3915 and encodes 1218 amino acids. The record is from RefSeq and is a predicted model, not a curated record. Gene Ontology annotation, molecular function: oxidoreductase activity, acting on the aldehyde or oxo group of donors, NAD or NADP as acceptor.
UUGGCCGGCGCGCCCGUGGUAAGUCCCACCUCGGUUACGUGCUACCGCGGAGGUACCCGCCCCUCUACUCCGCCUCGCUCGCUCUUCUGGGUUGGGGGGGCGUAUCCCGGCGUGCACCGGGGGCAGGCUUUUAAUUAAACCGAGGUGGGGGUCCCCCCCCCUUUUUGGUGCCAUCCCCUCUCAUUCCCCGUCGCCCGCCCCCCUUUGCCCCCUUCCUCUUUGCCCCCUUCCUGACAACCUCCCGUCUCCGAUCCCGGGAUGUCCUCCUCUCCUUCUUCCUUCCUGGGCCCCAAGAGCGCGGAUCGUCCCAAAGUGCCCCGCACCCGGGCGGCCACUUGGAGCCACCGGGAGACCCUGGAUUUCCUGGCCUUGUGGGGGGAAGAAGGGAUCCAGGCGCAGCUGAACCGGUGCCACCGGAAUGCGGACGUGUACCAGUGGAUAUCGGAGCGGAUGGCGGAGAAGGGCUACUUCCGAGACGAGGACCAGUGCCGCACCAAAGGCAAAGACCUGAAGAAGAGCUACAAGCAAGCCAAGCUGCAGGACGGCAUCGCCCGCCAACGGUGCCGCUUCUUCCACGAGCUGGACGCCAUCCUGGGGGGCAAUCCCGGCGCGGGGGGCGGCGGCGGCGCGGCUCCUUGGUGCCAGGUGGUGAUCAAGGAGGAGAGCGACCCGGAGCUUGACCCGGAGCAGGACCUACAGGAGGACGAGUACGCUUGGACCCAGGUGUCGGUCACCGACGGCAGCGAUCUGGAUCCGCAAGGCGAGCCGCCCUCCGCCGCCGCAGCCACCGCCUCCUCCGCCGGUGCCUCCUCUUCCUCCUCCUCCCAAGCGCCCGGGGCGUUGCUCCAUCACGAAGACGGCGUGGCCCCGAUCCUGCCCCAUCAUCACCUCCACCGCCAUGCCGCGGGGGGGUUCAUCAAAGAGGAGAAAAGCUCCGGCGAGGAAGAGCCCGGUCUCCACGGAGGAGGAGGAGGAGGAGCGGCGUCCUACCUUUACCCGGCUCCAGAGGAUGCACGGGGGGAGAGCCCCGGGAGGGACAUCCUCAGGCAGGAGCGGGUGGAAGAGCGGCUCCUGCGCCGGGAGAGCCGGGCGCAUUUGGACGCUCCUUGGAGGCCCGGGCUAAACAGGAGAGCUUUUCCCAGGCCACGAACCCUGCUGAGCACGAGAGAAAAGUUGGCUCAGCUCCGAAACAGAAGGAAGAGGCCCCGGGAUGACAAAUUUGACGAGCUCAUACGGGAUAUCCGGACCCAUUUCCGAGAGAGGGAGAAAUUGUUCCAGGGCUUGUGGGAGGAGGAGAAAGCUCAACGGGAGAAGGACAGGAGACUGUGGACAGCUGAAAUGGAUUGGAUCCGGCAGAUGUGGGCUAAGAGCCAAAAAGAGAGAGAAGCUGUGGGAGAAGACAAGGAGAAGAACGGGCCUCAACUCGUAAAGGAAGAGAACUGGAAUAGAGACCUCUGCAAAGACCUUAAUGGGGAUCCUCCGAAAGACACCAGCGUUCAAGAGCCUCCGCUGUUAAAGGCCUGGCUGGAGUCUCACGGCCGUAGCUUUGGCCAUUUCGUAGACGGCAAGUGGCUGAAACCGUCAGGAAGGGAGACCUACGCCACCAAAAAUCCCUCCACAGGGGAGCACUUGGCCACCACCCUCCAGGGGAAUGGAGAAGACGUCAAAGCAGCUGUCAAUGCUGCCACAAAAGCUUUUCAGACCUGGGGCCAACAGCCCAGCCACAUUCGAGCCCGACACCUCUACAAUGUGGCCAGGAGCAUCCAGAAACACCAGCGCUUACUCAGCCUUCUGGAGAGCCUGGACGGUGGGAAGCUUCUCCGGGAGGCUCGAGAUGCAGACCUGCCUUUGGUCGUCCGGCAUUUUUACCAUUAUGCGGGCUGGGCCCAGCUGAUGGAGGUGGAGAUGAAUGGCUGGAAGGCCCUUGGGGUUGUUGCUGUUCUCAUCCCCCGGAAUUUUCCCUUGUUGACUCUGGCUUGGAAGGUGUGUCCAGCGCUGGCCAUGGGGAACACAGUAGUGCUCAAACCAGCCAGCUCAACCCGUCUUACAGCUCUGCUCUUGGCCGAGGUCUGCGCUCAGGCUGGGCUACCUCCUGGAGUACUCAAUGUUGUCACAGGUGACCAGGGGCUAGGCGAGAUGUUGGCUGCCCAUCCAGGCCUUGACAAAGUGGCUUUUGCUGGCUCUGCUGAGGCAGGCCGCAGCCUGCGCCGAGCAACGGCUGGGACUGGUAAGAAGCUUUCUUUGCAACUUGGAGGGAAAUCACCUUUCAUGGUCUUUGACUCUGCUGACUUGGAUAGUGCUGUUGACGGGUUGGUGGAUGCCAUUUGGCUGAACCGGGGACAGGCCCACAAUGCUGGAUCUCAGCUGCUCCUGCAGGAAUCCAUUGCCAAAGAUUUCAUUCAACGCCUGAAGCGUCGGAUGGGGCAGCUGCGUGUGGGGGACUCUUUAGACAAGGCCGUGGAUCUGGGUGCCUUGGCUGAUGAGAAGCAGCGAGACACAAUUGAGAGGCUUGUGGCGGAAGCUCGGGCAGAAGGUGCUGAGAUCUUCCAGGCGUGGGCAGCCCUCCCAUCAAGUGGGCCCUUCUACCCUCCAACCUUAAUCACCGGUGUGUACACUACCUCCCGUUGUGUCAGGGAAGAGGUAUUUGGACCUGUUCUGGUCUGUUUGACUUUCCGGACAGCCAAGGAAGCCAUGGCUUUGGGGAACAGCACCCCCUAUGGAUUGGUUGCCAGCGUGUGGACAGAGACCCUUCCUCUGGCUCUGGAAAUCGCUCGCAGUUUGCAGGUGGGAACUGUUUGGAUCAAUGGCCACAACAUGCUAGAUGCUGCAUCUGCGUUUGGAGGCUGCAGGGAAAGUGGCUAUGGUCGGGACGGAGGCAAAGAGAGCCUGUAUGAGUACAUGAGACCAAACUGGGAGAUCCGUCCAUGCCCCAGCACUGUGGACGUGAGCUACAAAGCCUUCGCUACCUCACAGGGGACUGAGACCCCUACAAAUCCUGGGGCAAAUAGAGUUCCGUAUUCCAUAAAUUUUGACCCAGAAGGAAGCACCCCUAGCGUGGACCGAACUUACAAGCUGUACUAUGGGGGAGCCCAGAAGAGGCCGGACUCGAUGAGUUCCCGAGCAGUCCUCGACCACACCGGCAAAAUCCUGGCCUGUGUGGCAGAUGGGAGCAUCAAAGACAUCCGUAAUGCUGUGGAAGCGGCUCACAAGGCUGCCCCAGGAUGGGCAAAGCAGACGGCUCAUACCCGAGCGCAGAUCUUGUACUACCUGGCUGAGAAUCUGGAGCUUCGUCGAGCCGAAGCGGCAUCACGACUCGAGGCCUUGACUGGUACGGGGAAAGAAGAGGCUCUGCGGGAGGUGGAGCUCAGCAUCCAGCGGCUGUUUUAUUGGGCAGCAUAUUCUGACAAAUAUGGCGGGGCUGUGCAGGAAACGAUUUUGUAUGGUGCCUCCCUUCUCUUCCGAGAGCCUCUAGGCGUGAUAGGAAUUGCCUGCCCCAAUGAACAGCCCCUGCUUAGUUUCGUCAGCUUGUUGGCUCCUGCCAUUGUCCGUGGCAACUGUGUGGUGAUGGUUCCCAGCGAGCGAUACCCAUUGCCUGCUCUGGAUUUCUACCAGGUGCUUGACACCUCAGAUGUCCCUGGUGGAGUGGUGAACAUCAUCUCAGGCAACCGGGACCAUCUCAGCCGGGGUUUAGCUGAGCAUCAAGAUGUACAAGCCAUGUGGUACUUCGGCUCCAAGGAAGGUUCCGCGUUUGUGGAAUGGGCCUCCUCUGGGAACCUGAAAAGGACCUGGGUGAACUAUGGAGCACAGCGGCGUUGCUGGUCCGACCUGCAAGAAGGAGCUGGGGAAGAAUUUCUCUAUCAGGCCACACAGUGCAAAAGCGUCUGGAUGCCCAUGGGUGAUAUAUUUGCCAACUGAGGCUCAGGAUCAAUGGGCAGAAUUGCAAGGCAAUCAUUGGGGGGAGGGGGAAAUUUUAGGGGAUGAAAAUAAAGAUGGUUUGGUAGAAAUUUGUAAA